UACAAAUGGCGUCGACCAGUAGUGGGGAGGAAGUCGGUAGUGUCGGACCGGCUGCGCAAGAGCAGCCUGCAAGACGGAUUUUCCAAUAAUGAACAGCCCGUGGUAACUGUCAGUUCGCUCGUGGUGCAUUCGUUGACUCUUGCUGCGCACAGUGUGUCCCGGCGUGUGUUAAAAUGUGCUGUACGAUUAAUUGAAUAUACUCUCCACCGAACGCGGAUUACUCGAAGAACACCGGGAAUCCUGCUGUAAGACAGGUGACGGUUCGAUAAACACGCGAUGGAGAGAAGAAAGUGAUGCCGAAGAUCGAAACGGAAGCUUCCGUCUUUCGAAUAAUUCGUGUUCACCAUCGGAGAUGGAGACUUUCCUCGGGGCACGUAUCAGUAUAGAAGGCGCCUAGGAUAUCAGGAUCGAAAGGGGAACAUCGAGCACCGGGGUCCAAGAUGGGCAAGUGUUGCAGCAAACGGCAAGAGCCGCAACCCCUUGGUUACAAGAAAGCAGACACAGGACUAAGCUCGAAACACAGCAAUGGAGGUUCCUUGGACCGGUACACUGCUGACCCGAAUCAAAGGGGUGUGCAAGCGAGGGCGGAUAUUAUUCGACCGAGGCCAACACCUUGUAAGCUACAGAUUCCGCAUCAACCUCGUAAAACAAGCUCGCCUGUCGUUAAGCCUGCAUCGCAUUCGCAGAGAUCGAACAAGAUCGUGGUAGCUCUGUACAAUUACACCGCCCGGGAGAGUACCGAUGUCAGUUUCGUGAAGGGCGAUCGAAUGGAAGUAUUGGAUGACUCGGAGCCUGAUUGGUGGAAAGUUUUACACUUGACAACUCUGCAAGAAGGUCUUAUACCUUGGAACUUCGUCGCCGUUGAACGUUCGGUGGAGAGCGAAGAUUGGUUCUUCGAGAACGUGUCUCGCAAAGAGGCGGGUAAACUGCUGUUGGUGGACGAGAAUCCACGUGGAACGUUUCUGGUGAGACCCAGCGAGCAUAAUCCCAGGGGAUACAGUUUGUCCGUGAAGGACUGGGAGGAGGGAAGGGGUCAUCACGUAAAACACUAUAAAAUUAAACCGCUCGACAAUGGGGGCUUCUUUAUCGCCACCAACCAGACAUUCCCCACCCUGCCAGCCCUUGUUAUGGCUUAUAGCAAGAACGCGUUGGGUCUCUGUCACGUGUUAUCGAAGCCGUGUCCAAAACCGCAACCGGACAUGUGGGAUCUCGGGCCCGAGUUGCGGGACAAAUGGGAGAUCAACAGGAACGAGAUACAACUGAUACGGAAAUUGGGCCACGGUAAUUUCGGCGAGGUGUAUUACGGCAAAUGGAGGAACAAGAUCGAAGUAGCGGUGAAGACGCUGCGACCCGGGACCAUGUCGACCGAGGCGUUCCUUCAGGAAGCCGCCAUCAUGAAACAGUUCCGACAUAGACACCUAGUCGCGUUGUACGCGAUCUGCUCGAAAGAGGAGCCGAUCUACAUCGUACAGGAGUACAUGUGCAACGGUAGCCUGUUAGACUUCCUGAGAACCGGCGAUGGCAAGUACAUGCAGUUCGAGGACCUCAUCUACAUAGCCGCGCAGGUCGCCUCCGGCAUGGAACACCUCGAGAGCAAACAGCUCAUACACAGAGAUCUCGCGGCGAGGAACGUGCUUAUCGGCGAGAAAAAUAAAGCGAAGAUAUGUGAUUUCGGAUUGGCGAGGGCGAUCGAGAACGACGAGUACUGUCCGAAACAGGGAAGCAGAUUCCCGGUUAGGUGGACGGCGCCGGAGGCCAUUGUCUAUGGGAGAUUCAGCAUCAAGAGCGACGUCUGGUCCUAUGGCAUCUUACUGAUGGAGCUCUUCACUUAUGGCCAAGUUCCUUAUCCUGGUAUGCAGAGUCGCGAAGUAAUCGAGCAGAUAAACAAAGGCUAUCGGAUGCCUAAGCCAUUGAAUCACCCGCUGCCGGACAGCAUUUACCGAUUAAUGUUGCAGUGCUGGGAUGCUAGCCCCGAGAAGCGACCCACGUUCGAGUUCCUUAAUCACUAUUUCGAGUCAUUUAAUGUCACUAGCGAAAUACCGUAUCUCGAACCGCCAACAGACUGAUACACAGCUCACAUGCAGAGUCAGUACCUGGUACCGCACGGUCAUUUUCACCCAGCGCACAUUAACUGUGCCAUGGAAUUUUAUGGUAUUUAUUGCUAGAUCUCUGGCAAACAUCUGAAGAAGCUGUUUACCGUGUUCUCUUCUUUUUGUUUGUUUUUGUUCGUGCAUCGCAGAAUUUCUGCGGGAAGAUUCCAAAAAAGAAUAAAAUAAGAAGGAAACGAGAGAGGAUCGUACAGGAAGGAAGAUAUUUUACAAAGAAACUUUGGUGACGAGAAUUUAUAUAAACGUUACCGGACGUCUCGAAACAAUCGUUAAAUACUGCCAAAAUUGAAGAAGUGUUCUUUUCAUUUCUUUUUCUUGAUCGAACGUCAUCGAGCAAGCAUUUCAAGGACAAUGAUCUUGUGUGCCAUGGAACUUUAUAGAACAAAAAAGAAACGAGUAUUGUUUGUACUUUGAAAAGUAUUUGCAAGACUAAUAAUCUUUGUGACCAAUCGUGAAUAACUGCCGAUUAAAAUAUCAAGUCAAACGUUUACGACUGAAGAUAAAAUGAAAAUAAAAAAUGAAGAGUAUAGAAUAUCUCUGACCGCUAACGUAUCCAGUAUCUAUUAUAGAAUUUAAAAAAUGGGAUCGUUCAUCGUUCGAACUAUUUAAUAGGAAUUUUCAUAAUUUGGAGAGUAUAUUAAAAAUAAUUGACGAAGGUAUCUAAGAAAAAGUGUUUAGAGAAUAGGAACGGAACCAGUUGAGAGCUAAAAAAAAUGUAGAGUUUUAAAUGGUAGACGAUGUAACCAAUUAUAUUAGUCCGUCAAUGUACGAUUACAGUGCAGAAAGGGAAACGAUCGCGCCAUCUGUGUAAUUUGCGCGAUCACUUCUCGUAUUGAUCUCGAAACGAUCGUGACUGAUCUUUCCUAUGAUCCAAAUUGUUUUCUUUUUUACACGGUCCUUGAAAAUCUAGAUGCAUCGUUUCAGCGUCGAAUGAUUUUUAUCAUACAAUACAGUCUCGCUUCUAAAUUCGACGAUUUUCGAAACUUUUCAAUUUAGAAGUUUAUAAAUUUCUAACUUGUUCAAUUUGUACACUUGAAAAUUUUUAAAGACAUGGCGAGACUGCAUUGUAUUAGGACAUCACAUUCUACGAUAAAAUAGAUCUAAACGAGUUUUCGUUUGAUUUCGAACGAUAUGUCGAGUAGGACAAUAUUUUAUACGAGAGAUUAAUACGUUUUUAUACGUAAAAGAAAGAGUACCUUUCAGGUAUAAUUUUGUUCUAUGAACAGUGUAUUUUAAACCUUUCAACAAUCUACAAUCGCCCAAGCACGCGAAUCACCUUUUCAUGACAGGUGCCCGGUCGUAGUAGUAAAAGGGUUUAAAAGCGCACAUUCAUGUUUUUCUAUACACGUCUCGUUAUUUUUUACUGUGAUUGCACUUUGUAAAGAAAACUACCUGUUCGACGCUGCGUCGGUAAUAUAGUUACGUAUUAAGCAAUCUCAUCGUUACGAUAAUCAUUUUUUUAAGUUCACCGAAGUGAAAAUAAAAAAAAAAGCAAGUUACUAGUAACGAAAAAAAAAAUACGUUAUACGAUUGAGAACCGCGACAUUUUCCGAAGUUGCGCGAAUAAGAGAAAAAUGAAGAACUUAGAAAUACUAUUAAAAUUGAGGUAAAGAUUAAGUCAUCGAUGUUGCUCGUACAAAGUGUCUGAGAAAUUGUAAAUUUUCUACUAAACAUACAAAAAUAUAAAACGACAGGUUAGGGUAGAUUCUAGGCGGUAGAACGUGAGGGUAGGUGUGUAAAGCGUCCUCGGAAUGUGAAACACCGAAACGCGAAUCUUUCCUUUUCGUAAACGACAUACAUUGGCGAGCAUGUCGGGCUUCCCUAGGAACAGUUAUGUAGAAGAAAGAGCCUCUUGCUAAUUUUCAAGGUUUUGAGAACUUCAUUGGUUAAUUUAAAAAAUUGAGGAUUUAAGAGUUUAGAAAUUUGAAAGUCGGAUGAGAAGGGGCUCUUGUUUCUAUAAUUAUCCUUGUCCGAAGGAAGCCUCCAUUGCACCCGAGUGUACACAAGAAUAAAACGGGGUUAUGAGGUUUCGAUUCCGAGGAUUUCUCGUUGUCGUCGUCGUGGUCGUCCUCCACGGAACGUAUCGUUAGACGUUAAGUCCCUAGGUGUACACUGAACUAUGUCACGAUAAACACGAUGAGCCAUUAUGACACUUUAGAUAUUAAACGUUUAAGGAAAAGUAACGAGAGAUAGAGAAUAUAAAGAGCGAAAGAGAACGACAGGAUGUAACUACGAAGAAUGAAUGAAACGAGAGAUUUGCGUGCGCGUGCGAAUUGUUACACAACUGUGUCUGUGCGGUAUUAUUUCGUUUUUCUCUUUUUUUUCACGUGCGUCUUGCCGUGACAUUCAAAAACGAGCAAUAAAAUGUCGUGUUCUUCGUAUGACCCGUAACUAGUGAUGGAUACACUUACAAAUUUUGAAUUUUAUUCGAAUCCUAAUGGAAUCUCAUAUAAAAAACUUCUUUCAAAUGCUUUUCAACCUGGUAGUGGUUUGAUGACUUCAAAAAAUUGAGGACGUAUAAAUUUAUAUUUAAUUAGUAAUUAAAAAUAUUUAGGGUUCGAAUAAUAUUCAAGGUAAACUUCGUAUAAUUACGAAGCGGUUCGAACUCAAUAAAAAGGAAAGCGACAUAAGCUCAAUAAUCAUCGUUUUCAGGGAACUACGAUUACGAAACGAACAAUAUAGUGUGAGCAUACGAGAGUGAUUGGAAAAGUUUCGAAAACAUUGGUGUGUAACUCUUUAAAUCAAGUUCGUAUGGUUAUACCUUACUGCUAGCUAACAAUCAUUCCGACAGUCAUCGAUUUUAGUGGAAUAAUUUACGGCUUACGUAUGUCCCGGGACACCGACAUUAUAUUGCCCCUUUAUACAUAUACAUAGUAUACUGAUAAUAUAAUGUUUUCUACUAUAAUUAGCGAAGCAAACACCAUACGUUCGUUGUGUGAGUUGAUUAAUUUAUUAUUAAUAAUAGAACGAUGAUGCGACGAGUGGAAGGAAAGGCAUCAUGUUUACGUAGAGAUUUAGAAGGUAGCUGUAUUACGUCCAAGUAAACUUUUCUAUGAGCGUUUUAUACCGAUCAAAACGACGUUGUUGCGUUUAUUCACGGAGAAUGGUCACUUUUUAAAGGUUUCGCUAGCGAUCAUGUUGUCGCCAUAGUUUCGUAGAAGACACGUAAAAGAUCAUGCAUGAAUUCGAUUUGUCAAAUGUACCAAAUGAAUGGAAACAAUGUACGGUUUGAUUUCUUCAUGUUUGAAUGUCACUGUUCGCAUACAUCAUUUCAUCCGAGAAAGAGGAAAGAGAGUAGUAUAUUUAAAUGUUAAUAUACUGGUAAAGGGCAUCAUGUGGCCUUUCCACUGGACUUAGAGACUGAUAUUGUUUAGACGAACAGAACAGAUUACAUUCGAAUAUAACUGUGUUCGACGAAAUUAAUUAUAUGGGUAUCGAACGAGGUAAGUAAUUGGAACAAUUUCGAUAAAUUUCAAAAAUUAGUGCUUGCAUCCUGCAUCUCUCCCCAAGAAAUUCGAAUUAGCAAUUUUUCACUGUAUUUUUUGUUUUUACAAAAGUACUUAUUUUUUUAAAUUAUUUUGUCACGAAAAUGGUUCCAGUUACGUGCCUUAUUUGAUACGUAACAAAAAUUAGGAAUUUUCUUAUCAAAUUAGAACAAGAUUCGGCAGUUAGUUUGGAACUAAGCAAUUUUAUACGUGGUUCAAUUACAGUAAUCUCGUUAUAUUGCUAUGGAACGGACAAUUCUUGGAAUUGGCAAUAUAUUGAGUUGAUCAAAAGCUUUGUUACGGCGACCUUCGAAUCGUCCUACGAUGGCGGGAAACUUGCUCAGUCGGCAAUAUAGAGCGUGGCAAUACAACGCGUGGAGAGUAUAACGCAUAUAUUCAACGUGUGGAGAAUAAAGACGUAUAGCGAAUUCCAAUGCGUAGAGAAGACGUGUAGAGAAUUCAACGCAUGGUUAUACAACACAUAACGGUAUAACGCGUGUUAUAAGAUGGCGAUAUAAUAGAGCAACGGUCCUUGCCUUGUCCAAUGAUGUGCGUGAAAGUCCGUAUAAAAGUGGUAAUAUAACGAGAGUUUAUUGUAUUAUUCCAGAAAUUCCGAAAAACUUUUUCUACAAAAUAAGAGUAAAAUUUGGCGCAUUUCGCAAUGCGUUCGAAAUCGAAUUCUGGUCGGGAGACGCUGCGUGUUUCGAAUUGAUUAAUCGCGUGUACAAGGUGUUCAUAAGUGUUCCAAUUUUGAAAGAAACUGAUAACGAAUGCAAUAAUACUAUCGUUCGUCGUACGUCCUGUUGUCCAAAGCAAAGCAUUACUUAAUGUGUGCUGGCUGAUUUACCCGACAAUAUAAAGCUAUUGACUUUUUCCGUUAAUAUUUCACGAUCGUGCUAUUUAACAAUUAUAUAGCAGUACGUUAAAAUUAAAUUAAACGUGUGCCGUCAUAGUUAUCGAUCGAAUAGUACUUUGUAACUUGGACUCUAUUUUUACUACUCUUGCCAACCAACUGUUUUUGCAACUUUAAUUGAUUUCAUCAUUCAUGAAGUCGCGUAACACUUUCAGCACGUCUUGCAUUUGUUGUCGUUGAUAUUUUCCAUUUCUCAUAUUUACAAUGUAACACCGCAUUAUAGUACUCGAUGGUCGAUUUUCUAGAAAAUUGAUUUCUCGUGUUUUUAAUACCGCGUCUCUCGGCUUGGACACAAGUUUCGAGUAUGACAUAGACGAUUUGUUUCUGUACGAUUGAUAACGACACAUGUCCAAUUGUAAAAAGAAAACAAAAAGGAAAGCUUCGUUUCUUCAUCUUGAAAUUCGUUUCGUUGUGGCUCCGUUCAAAUAAAAUUUUAAUAAAUCUGUGAUAUAGCGACAGACCUCAUGUUUUGAUACAGAGUUUGAGUAUUGCGCGGGGCUACUACGAAAAAUCAUCGUAUCCAGAAAAAUUUAAGUGCUGAAAAUGAAAUCAGAGUCGUCACGUGAUGCGCACACCAAAUAGAUGGAUAUUUUUUAACGCAUUUAGGCUUUCGUCGAGGUUUUUCACAGUACACCGCGCGUCAACAUGGUUCACUCGUACCUAAAGUUAAACAAAAAGAGACAAAAGAAAUGGAUCAAUAUAUCGUCAUUGUUUACGUACCAAAGCUUAUUAUCAUUAAGUAAUUUAACGGUUACUUUGUAUCAUUGUAUUAAGUAUCAUAAGCCUAUGCAGAUAAAUAUAUUAUGUAUCAUAUUAACAGAACAGUGUCAAACGAUAUUUGCAUGAUUCACUUCACGUAAUGCAUAGUAGAAUUUGGUAAUUUCAAUAACACAACAGUAUAUUAAGUCCAAGAAAUUUAUUCUAGUACCAAUAUUUUCAUCUCGCAAUACAAAAAUUUUAUAAAGAAACGUAUUUCUUUUUCAUUCAAAACUAAACGAUAUCGAAC
This is a messenger RNA of Megachile rotundata (alfalfa leafcutting bee), 7512 nucleotides long. RefSeq names its product Tyrosine-protein kinase Src64B (gene Src64B). Gene Ontology annotation, biological process: protein phosphorylation. Gene Ontology annotation, molecular function: protein tyrosine kinase activity; ATP binding; protein binding. NCBI's taxonomy places the organism in Eukaryota, Metazoa, Arthropoda, Insecta, Hymenoptera, Megachilidae. The record is from RefSeq and is a predicted model, not a curated record.